Messenger RNA from Lytechinus pictus (painted urchin), 2763 nucleotides. RefSeq names its product nuclear inhibitor of protein phosphatase 1-like. The coding region runs from base 306 to 1334 and encodes 342 amino acids. Gene Ontology annotation, molecular function: mRNA binding; protein binding; protein serine/threonine phosphatase inhibitor activity. The transcript has 7 exons. Gene Ontology annotation, cellular component: nuclear speck. The record is from RefSeq and is a predicted model, not a curated record. Lineage: Eukaryota; Metazoa; Echinodermata; Echinoidea; Temnopleuroida; Toxopneustidae.
ACCAUCCGAAAGACGUGACCUGGGGAGCGUUUCAUGAAAGGACUUGUCGGACGUUUUAUCCGACAAGUCCUGUUUUAUCCGACAGUUACCAUAGUAACAGUGCCUCACAGCCAAUCAAAAUCAAGGAAAGAUGUCAGAUCUGACAACUUGCCGGACAAAAAUCUUGAUGAAACGCUCCCCAGGGCUCGAACCUCUGCAUCAAUUUGUAACUUCCCCACAGCUUGGAUUACAGGCGCACGCCACAACGCCCUAAACUUCCUAAACGUAUCUUGACCGUAGAUGGCAGCAAUCCUUAGCUCGUCAACAUGGCGAAUUUCGAGGUACCGUCAUGGGCUGGUAAAGCUCCCGCUGGUCUCCAUCUUGAUGUAAUGAAAGAAGGAAAGAUGAUUGAGAAAAUGAUGGUGGAUGAGAAGAACUGUUAUUUCUUUGGUCGGAACUCGAUAGUGUGCAACUUUGUCCUUGACCAUUCAUCAUGUUCUCGUGUUCAUGCUGCUCUUCUGUGGCACAAACAUCUCAACAGGUCAUUUAUUGUUGAUCUAGGAAGUACCCAUGGGACGUUCCUUGGUUCCAUCUGUCUUGAAGUCAAGAAACCUCAGCAGGUUCCUGUUGACAGUGUCAUCAAGUUUGGCGCUUCAUCAAGAUCCUACAUCCUACGAGAGAAACCUCAGACGGUAUCAGUAGGAGUGAAACCAACCGAUGCUGACGUCCUCGAUAAGAACGAGGAUGAGAUGUCUACCGGUUUAUUAGGCUUGCCAGAGGAAGAGAAUGAACUUGAUAACCUAACUGAAUUCAAUACAGCACAUAACAAGAGGAUAGGAGCCAUAGGGUUUGAUGAGGCGCAAGAAUCACAAAGAGCUAAGAGGAAAAGAAGACAUUCGCACGUCUCAUUUGGUGAAGAAGACGAGGUCAUAAAUCCAGAGGAUGUUGACCCUUCCAUUGGAAGAUUCAGGAAUCUUGUAUCUGUGUCAGUCAUCCCUAUGAAGAAAAAGAAGAUAGAAGACACCUCAGGCCUUGUAGGUGAUCCAUCGGUGAAAACAAUGCAAGGAUUUAACUACGGUCGUAAUCUAUACGACGAUUUACCUUCAUCUGCCACCGACCUGGACACACCAAUAUCGCCAUCAUCCAGGACUCCGUUUGGAUCAAGUAGCACCCUCGGACUGUUUAAACCCCUCAAUCUAGCUCCAGAUGUAGAACAAGCACCACCCAUGCCGACCAUAAACAUUGCACCAACACCUGUACCUGUGGUGAAUAUUGGACCUGUAGGACCAAAGAAGAAGAAGUAUGCCAAGGAGGCGUGGCCAGGAAAGAAACAAGCGCCCUCGCUGUUGUUAUAGUGAGAAUUUAGCCUCAGCAAUGGACUGAUUUGUAUAUUAUGGAAUUCAUCAUGUCUUGACGGACAGUCGUCUGUUUAUUUUAUCAAAUUUACUUGUUGAGGCUGCAUCAGAGAAGGUUGUGGUCAGGCAUAGUAUCAUCAGGAGACAACGGCAAGUAUCGAGUUUAAUAGCCACAUCAGCAGACCGAUAAUAAUAAUAUAAUAAUAAUUGGUAUUUAUAUAGCGCUUUAUCAAUCUACAACUGCUCAAAGCGCUUCACAAUUAUUAUUACCCGGUCACUGGAUUCAUAGCAUUUUUAAGCAGCCUGUUAGGCGCACACUUGCUAAACCAACCACAAUGACGAUUGUUUCCUAGCGAUACCCAUUUAACAGCUGGGUGGAGAGUGGCAAAGUGUUGAUUGACGCCUUGCCAAAGGAUGCUAGGCCGUGGUGGGAUUCGAACACACGAACCUCUGAUUACAAGGCGAGAGUCAGAACCGCUACACCACGGCGCUUCCACAUAUACAUGUGGAAGAAAUAUAUGUAAAUGGAAAUGGGAGAAUGGACUGUCUGUCGCUUGUAUUAUGUAGAAUUACUACUACUAAAGUCUUUAGAAAUGAAAUUGUGCAUUGUCAGGUUUUAUCAUGUGAAAUAUUUGUAUAUUGUACAAAGCAUCAUCAGUCAAUCAAUUCAAUUUUGAAUUAGCUGCAUUCAAUCUCAAGUUCUAACAGUUGACAUACAUGUAUGUAAACCUUUUUUUUUAUUAGGGGCAUGUUGAAGUCUAUCAAAUUGGGGAGCAUUUCAUGAAAGGCCUUUGAUUUGUAUCUGACAACUUUGUUUUAUCUUAACAGUAGAUAGGAGUGCUUCUUAUCCUAUUGAAAUUUAAAAAAAACAAGGUUGUCAGACAUUACAAGUUCUCAGACAACAAUUGUUGGUUCAACAACUAUGGGAUCAAACACAUUUGAAAAUUAUGUUUAAAAAAAAAUAGGUCAUUGCUUAUUAAGUAUUGACAAGCAAGAUAUUUUUACUGUUUAAGGACAUUCACUGCAAAACUCCGGUGUUGAUUUAACACCAGCCCUGAGUAUGUAUGUCCACACCAGAGAAGUUUUGAAAUAACACCAGUUUAGAAUCAAACCGAUGCUGUUUUAAUACUAAUUGGUGUUGUAUAAACACCUUUCUGGUGUUAGACCAAAACAAAACUGGUGUUGUUUAAUAACACUUCUCUGGUGUGAAAAUAUAUAGAUUCUGGCCUGGUAUUAAAUCGACACCGGAGUUUUUGCAGUGUUCCUUCAUUGGGGUUGAGUUGAGAAUACAUUUGACUUCAUGAGGAUUAUUCAAUUUCAAACUCCCCCUCAUAUUGUUCUCGGUUUUGUUGCAGUCUUUUUUUGGGUGUUGUUCAUCGUUGAUCAUCCAGCUGAAUAAAUAAAUGAAAGCGUUUAAUUUACACGGUCA